Lecanosticta acicola is the source of this 2092-nucleotide messenger RNA. The record is from the annotation of a GenBank genome assembly. NCBI's taxonomy places the organism in Eukaryota, Fungi, Ascomycota, Dothideomycetes, Mycosphaerellales, Mycosphaerellaceae.
AUGUCGACUUCGCGUAGGAAGGAGGUGUUCGUCAACCGACCGAAAGCAAAGGCGACCGAGAUCCCGUGGCAAGAACCGCCCGCGGCGACGAAUCCGGUGGUGAAGGGUUACGCUCUCCAUCUGGGGGCCAUCGCGUAUGUAGGCAAAAUUAUUCCCCCCUCACCCCCGUCACGCCCAACAACGGACAUCGGACGUGGGACAUGCGCGCGCGCGCGCGGUUUUAGAUGACUGAUUGAUUGCUGUUGCGAGCAGGAUUUCCAAUUUGCAUUUCGUCCAGAGUCUGCUCUGGGGCAAUGCCGGCUUCAAUGGCCUGCGGAAUCGGGUGGAAUUGGAGGGGUUCGCGCCGAGGUAUGAUCCGACGGUGAUGAAGGUGGAUGGCGAUGUGGUGAGUAGUAGUAAGCAGACGACGGACGACGAGGGGGAGGAGGGGGGAUAUGGUGUCCAGAAGAAGCUGCUGGAGGAAGCCUGGGAGGGGAAGAGGCCGACUUCGACGGCGCAGGUUUCGGUUCUGGAUUACACGGAAGCGUAUCGAUCGGGUCAAUUGACGCCUACGGCUGUGGCCCAGGCACUGCUGCCCUUGAUCCGGAAGGACGCCACGCGGCACUCGGUGGCUUUCUUGCAGGUGAGGGAGGAUUUGGUCUUGCAGGCGGCGGAGGAGAGCACGAAGCGAUAUCGAGCAGGACGACCACUCUCGCCACUGGAUGGAGUUCCGGUCGCCGUCAAAGACGAGGUGGAUGUGGCGGGGUAUCGGAAAUGCUUUGCUUCGCGAUUGGACUUCACGCGGAAGGACGACGCUACGAGUUUCUGUGUGCGCAAGUGGCAGGAAGCUGGGGCUGUUCUGAUGGGGAAGACGAUAAUGCAUGAAUUGGGCAUCGACACGACGAAUAAUAAUCCCAUCUUUGGGACGCCGCGGAAUCCGAAUAAUGAUCAGUACUACACGGGAGGGAGCUCGGGAGGCAGUGCGUAUGCCUGUGCCGCCGGAUUGAUGCCUUUGGUCCAGGGCAAUGAUGGCGGGGGGAGUAUACGCAUCCCAGCGAAUUACUGUGGACUGUACGGGUUGAAGACGAGCCAUGGCCGGGUCAGCAGUAGUCCAUCGUUGAAUCUGGCGAGGAGCACGGGUGUCUGUGGCCCUAUGGCGGCGAAUAUGGUGGAUUUGGAGAUUGGAUAUCGAAUCAUGGCACAGCCUGAUGGGGAAGAUGCAGAUUCGAAGUUGUUCCAAGCGCCGGGGUCGAUUCCUCCUCCGGACCGCAAGAAGAUUCUGGGCAUCUAUCGGCCUUGGUUCGACCGGGCGGAUCCCGUCGUCAAGGAGGCUUGCCAGAAGACUCUCGACCACUUGACGUCGAAAUUGGGCUAUGCGACCGUCGACAUCACCCUCCCUCUCCUCCACGAUGCUCAGAUGGCCCACGCCAUGACCAUCCUCACCGAGUUGAACACCGGCCUCGAUCCCAAGGACACCCACAAGCUCUCGGCGCCCACGAAAGUCCUCGUCAGCGUAGGCCGACAGACAACCUCCGUCGAUUUCCUGCAAGCCCAGCGCCUGCGCGAACUCCUCAUGCAGCACCUCGCAUACCUCUAUGAGAAACACCCGGGCCUCAUCAUCGUGACCCCGACCACCCCCAACGCGGGCUGGCGGAUCGAAAGGGGCGAUCUCUCCCACGGACUGACGAAUGGGAAUAUGCAAGUGCGGAAUAUGGAAUAUGGUACGUCCUUCCUGACCCUCCUAUCCCAAAGAAGCCACCUUCUUCCCUUUCCUUCCUUCCUUCCUUCUCUCUCUAACAUUGGACUCUGACUCUUCUCCCUUACCUUAGUCUACCUCGCAAACUUCACCGGUAACCCCGCCAUCACCCUCCCCUGCGGCUACACCGACCCGCUCCCGGGCACUUCCUCCCCCGGCAGAAUCCCCCUCGGUCUCAUGGGUAUGGGCGAUUGGUGCGGUGAAGACGACCUGCUGGCUUUCGGGUACGACUGCGAGAGCUAUCUCGGUUCCAGCCGGGAGCGGCCGGGCAAUUGGGUCGAUGUUUUGGAAUUGGCUGGUGCUGCUGGUGCUGGUGUUGAUGUUGAUGCUGAUGGUGGUGGUGCUGAUGGUCAAUAA